Truncatella angustata is the source of this 972-nucleotide messenger RNA. RefSeq names its product 6-phosphogluconate dehydrogenase. NCBI's taxonomy places the organism in Eukaryota, Fungi, Ascomycota, Sordariomycetes, Amphisphaeriales, Sporocadaceae. The coding region runs from base 1 to 972 and encodes 323 amino acids. The transcript has 3 exons. The record is from RefSeq and is a predicted model, not a curated record. Gene Ontology annotation, molecular function: NAD binding; oxidoreductase activity, acting on the CH-OH group of donors, NAD or NADP as acceptor; NADP binding.
AUGGCUCCAAUUCAGGUAGGAUGGAUAGGAUUAGGUUCGAUGGGCAUUGGCAUGUCCAAGAACCUGCAGAAAUACCUUUCCUCCACGGGAGCCCUUCCACUGCUAUAUACAAACAGAACACUUUCUCGAGGCGAUUCCCUAAAGUCUUUAGGAGCCAAACCCGUAGAGACAGUCCGAGAAGUUACGCAAAGGUCAACUAUCAUCUUCUCCUGUGUCAGCAAUGAUGCAGUUCUGAGAAGCGUGGUCGAUGAUAUCGCUGCUUCAGGCAGUAUCAAGGGGAAAGUAUAUGUGGAUUGCUCCACGGUGCAUCCAGACACUGCCUUGGAUGUUUCGAAACAGAUCGUUCAGGCUGGCGGCGAGUUUGUGGCAGUACUGACCUCGACCCAAGCCCCCGUCUUCGGUGCUUCCCCGGUAGCAGAGGCCGGAAGGCUGAUCUUCGUCACUGCUGGUCCGAGAACGGCCAUAGAAAGGAUAAGCCCAUAUCUGAAAGGUGUAAUGGGCCGUUCGGUGAUUGAUAUGGGCGAGGAGGUCUCUAAAUCUAGCCUCCUGAAGAUAGCUGGCAACAUUUGCGUGGUUUCAUUUAUGGAAGUCAUCGCUGAAGCGCACGUGUUCGCCGAAAAGACUGGCCUUGGAUCACGCAUCCUCGAGGAUAUGUUGAGCGAUAACUUUGGUCCGGUUAUCGGAAGCUAUUCCAAAAGAAUAACGACAGGUGCAUAUGCGCCUGCGCCGAACGACAAGGCUGGAUUUGAUGUAGCUCUUGCCAUCAAAGAUGCGCGGCAUGCGCUGAAUUGUGCAAGAGAUGUCGGUGCUACACUUCAAGUCAGCGAAGUCGCUCUCAAGAACCUGGAAAUCGCGCAAGAACUCCAGCAGGGCAAGCCUUUGGACAGCAGCUCGAUGUAUGGCACACUUAGAGUGGAUGCUGGCUUGGACUUCUACACAGAUCUUUGCAAAAAGCGAGAUAGCGUUGCAUAG